This is a messenger RNA of Pyrenophora tritici-repentis Pt-1C-BFP, 660 nucleotides long. RefSeq lists its product as uncharacterized. The record is from RefSeq and is a predicted model, not a curated record. Lineage: Eukaryota; Fungi; Ascomycota; Dothideomycetes; Pleosporales; Pleosporaceae.
AUGAGCAGUUUAUAUCAACAGGGCCAAACUCAGCUGCAUAACAUGCAUAUUCAACUCAAGGCUACCCAUAACUACAUCCAAGCAACUGCUGAAGAUACACGACGCCGAUACCUUGCGAUAGAGAAUGAGCUGAAUCUAGAACGGGAGGCAAACGAGCUUGUCAACCAGCAAUUAGCAGAGCUGGAAGAACAUCACUGCGAGCUUUUGAAGAAAUAUAAGAGCGCCGAGGAACUCCGAGAAGACCUCAGCAAGUAUAUGAACAACUCAGACAUGUUUGCCAACGAGGUUGCUAGGCGAGCCGAAAGCCUAGUGAACGAUCUUCAAGCCAAGCUGGCCGGAGGACAAGUGGCGGAGUUGCAGAAUGGCCAAAGCAUUAGUGAAAUGAUCCUAGAGUCAGCCAAGAAUGCACUUCUUGUAAGAGCCAUUUCUGGUCAACAUUCGGAGGAGAACCCGCUUACGCCAUUGGAGUACAUUACGGAUCAAAAUGUGGUCUUGCAGCAACGUAACAUGGACCUUUCUAUACAAGUUGAGAGUCUGUCUAAGCAAGUAGAAGAUGGGAAGAAUGAGGUUGCGAACCUCGUCAAGGCUCUUGAACUCACGGCUGGAGACGGGCGGCGAAAAAAACCACGGAGGGGAAAGAUGUCGCAGGAGAAGAAGUAA